This is a messenger RNA of Ahaetulla prasina, 1014 nucleotides long. It is a transcript of the gene NUTF2, whose product is annotated as nuclear transport factor 2. Lineage: Eukaryota; Metazoa; Chordata; Lepidosauria; Squamata; Colubridae. The record is from RefSeq and is a predicted model, not a curated record. The transcript is spliced from 5 exons. Bases 176 to 559 code for a protein of 127 amino acids. Gene Ontology annotation, biological process: protein import into nucleus. Gene Ontology annotation, cellular component: nuclear pore central transport channel.
GAGGCGGUGCCCGGCGGGCGAAGCGGGGAGAGAGAGAGUGAGAGAGAGAGAGAGACUGACACACUCUCUCACACACACACAGACGCACCGAGUGAGGCUGCGCUCUGGGGGCUUCGGGCUGCGCUCGCCGCCGCCAUCGCCAUCAGCCUGUUGCUGGCUGCACUGAAAAUUCAGAAUGGGAGACAAGCCUAUUUGGGAACAGAUUGGUUCCAGCUUUGUACAGCAUUACUAUCAGUUAUUUGAUACAGACCGGACUCAGUUAGGAUCAAUAUAUAUAGAUGCCUCAUGCCUUACAUGGGAAGGACUACAAUUUCAGGGCAAAGUAGCUAUUGUUGAAAAACUCUCAAGCCUUCCUUUUCAGAAAAUACAGCACAGCAUCACAUCCCAAGAUCAUCAGCCUACACCAGACAGCUGUAUACUCAGUAUGGUAGUUGGACAACUUAAAGCCGAUGAAGAUCCUGUUAUCGGAUUCCACCAGAUAUUUCUAUUAAAGAACAUCAAUGAUGCUUGGGUUUGCACCAAUGACAUGUUCAGGCUAGCAUUGCACAACUAUGGUUGAAAUGACAUCCCUGAGGCAGCUGCCUUUUUUUUUUCUCCUCCUCUCCUCCUUACCAAUAUUAAUCACACCCAUGGAACAUUCCAAAUAUCAUACACAAACCUGCACACCAUGGCAAGCAAGCAAGACUUGUGACAUACCCUUCCGAAGAGUUUUAUGUUGUGUCACUAGAAGAGUUCCUUGUGCAUGAUGUUUGGAAGUUAGAAUUAGCUGCAUUUGACAAAGGAAGGGUAUGUUUUACCAGCAUGCCUUGGGAAGAAUCCGUAAUACAAAAAAGUUCCUGUACUGACAAGUUUCUCUAAUAACCCAAAGAAACAAAAGGAUAUGAAAGAAUAGCCAGCCUGAAGCCAACUCAGAUAAUCGAUUUCUUUCUUUUUUUUUUCCUUUUUUUUUUUUGGUUGUUGUUCACAUAUUUCAGUGCUGCAUUAUACAAUAAAACCAUGUGAUUUUCUUAACAA